AUGGCACGCGGGCAAGGUAGAUACCAUAAUGUUGGCCAGGAUGAGGCUGAUGAAGUUCCAUCUAAUUUGUCAUUAGACACCCCAGAGCCUCAAGGGGUAGAUGAGGCACUUCUUCCUGCGAAUCCACCAGAGUAUAAUGAAGCUGAUCGUCCGGAUAUUCUUCCCAUGGAAUUUGGUGUAGAUAAUGACGAGCAGUUGCAUUCAUUUAGUCGUUUCCGGCAGUUGAAAACUAGAAUUGAAGACAGCUUCAUAUACCCUAUGAAAAACAACGUUGUUGAUCCGCUGGUACAGUUGUACGAAAUGGCUUCAGCGAAGGUGGACUUGUAUUUGAGCAAAUUAGGGAAUCCGUUGAUUCUUCGUAGAUUUGUCUACAUUUUGUUCAUGUCGAUUAUAGUAUAUACGGUUAUCUUGAGCGGAUUAAUGCCAAACAGCAAGAGCACAGCAACCAUCGGAAUGUUUUCGGAUAAGAACCAGCUAAUAUAUUAUGCAAGCAGGUCAAUUGAUUAUGCAAAAUUGGAAGAAGACAUGGAGUACUUGAGUAGCAUGCCUCAUUUAGCUGGCACUAAAGGUGAUUAUGCUAUUACCAAUUAUAUUAAGGAGUCCUUCAGAAAUAAUGGACUCAAGCUAAUGAAGGAGAUUGCUUUCCAAGGCUAUAUGAAUUUUCCAAACCAAUCAGAGCUUAUUGUGACCAGCAGUGCUGACAAUAAAGCUCAAUCAUUCCGUUUAUCCAAAGAGAAUUUCAAUCCUUUAAGUAGUAAUGGCAACGUUGAAGAUGCUAAUCUAAUAUACGCUAACUAUGGAACCAAAGCUGAAAUGCAAGCACUAAAAGAUGCUGGUUUAAUCACUGAAAACACUAUUCUCGCUAUGAAGUAUGGAUCAUUACCAAGUGAGCAAAUACUAUUGGCCGAAAAAUAUGGCAUCAAAGGUAUCAUAUUUAUAUCAAAACCAUUCGGUGAUGACGGCGACGUGAUUCAAAAGUUAUCUGCUGGUAUUCCGCAAUAUGGGACUGGCGAUGCUCUUUCUCCAGGGUGGAGCAGUCUCCUCCCUAAAAAGAUUCACUUGAGCGACUCUAAACUAAUACCACAUAUCCCUACAAUUCCAAUUUCAUAUAACCAAGGAUUAAAGUUAAAGUCUCUGUUGAGCCAAAAUAUUGGACCCAAUAACAUUGCUUUUGAUGAUUUAUGGUAUAGUGGAAAUGCUAAUGAGGUUAAGUGUACUUUGAAAAUCUCAAAUGCUGAGAAAAUAAUGCAUCCAAGUUGGAAUAUAUUAGGUAAGAUUGAAGGUAAGGAACAGAGCGAUAAAGCUAUUAUAAUUGCUGCCAGUCGUGACUCUGCAUGUAAAGGUGCAUUGUAUCCAAACUUUGGUACUGCAUCUCUAAUGGCAUUACUACAGCUUUUCCAACAAACGAAGUAUAAAUACGACUGGAAACCAUUAAGAAAUGUUUAUUUUGUCUCUUAUGAUGGAUCUCAAUACAACAAUUUUGGGGCUUCAGAACUUAUGGAAACCGAAACAAAUCAAUUGAAAGGUGAGGUAUACACAUUUUUAGAUAUCUCACAGCUUGGUGUCGAUCCCAAGGCAGGAAAAACGCUUGAUAUUCAAGCUACCGCAUUAUUACAUUCUUUCUUCCAGGACUCCAAGAAAUUUGAUGUUCGUGUUAGAAAUGUGGAACAAUAUGGAGACUGGACUCCAUAUUUGGCCAACGGGAUUCCAACGGUGGUUAUGGGUGUACCUUUUGUGUUGAAAAAGGAUGCUCCGAUAGCAACCUGUGCAGAUGAUUUCAAAAACUGGUCUGAUAUGAUGAAGGAAACAGAAGGCAGCUGGGACCUAGUGGCAGAAACGUUAACUUAUGUCUACGAAAUGACUCUAAGAUUAAUUGACGAACCUCUGUUGCCUUUUAAUGUGAAGGACUACGUGAUGAAUAUGGAGCAUUUAUUCCAAGAUCUUCAAAAACAAGGUGGGCCUCAAUUAGAUUAUUCUUCUAUGGUUCAAGGGUUAGAGGAUUGGAAGAAGAUUGGGAAUGAAUGGAACGUGUGGGUUCACACAUGGAACAAUAUCGUCAUGAUGGAAGACGAAGGAGUGGAGCCCUCUUUAGUUUCGGUACACAGGUGGACAUGGAACAAAAAACUAAUGAACAUAAUGAAAAGACAAUGCCAUCCUAAUGGUCUUCCAGACAGACAUUUCUAUAAAAAUGUCAUCUUUGGACCUACCCUAUGGACUCAAGAGGGGGGACACGACUCCUGGUCUUUCCCCGGUGUUAGGGAUGCGAUUACGGAAAAGAACUGGGAUGAAGCUCAAAAACAAAUCAACAAUGUUGGAAAUCUGCUUGUGUCAUCAGCCCAAUCAUUUAUGGAUGAAACUUCGAACACCUUUUAA
Kluyveromyces marxianus DMKU3-1042 is the source of this 2373-nucleotide messenger RNA. RefSeq names its product putative zinc metalloprotease TRE2 (gene TRE2). Gene Ontology annotation, molecular function: carboxypeptidase activity. The coding region runs from base 1 to 2373 and encodes 790 amino acids. The transcript has a single exon. The record is from RefSeq and is a predicted model, not a curated record. NCBI's taxonomy places the organism in Eukaryota, Fungi, Ascomycota, Saccharomycetes, Saccharomycetales, Saccharomycetaceae.